AUGCCUGCAUCUUCCGUGAUCGAAAAGCAACCCAAGAGAAAGUUUAUUCACGAGGUUGCCUGCAGGUUUGUGGAAAUGCUCAUUUCUCAACAUGCCGUUCAUCUUCAGGCGGUGCGAGAUCUAUACAGGCGCUGUGUCACUCGCGAGGGUUUUCCUGGCUCGCCGCUGCAGGAAUCAGUCCAGGGUUAUCCAGGGACGCAUGCAAUUUUAGACCGCUUGGGACUUAUUAAACAUGCAGAGGAAACCAUCGAAGAUCCACAGAAAGUGCUCGCAGACAUAGUCGAUUAUCUCAAGUCCUUGGAUACUCCUACCCCGGAGUGUCUCGACUGUGCCGAAUCAACGGACACAAGUGACACUACUAUUUCUGGCGAGGUAUCGCCAGAGCCGAGUACCCCGAAAGAGGCAUUCAACAUUUCUAUCCCGUUCGUUAAUUUCUCAUGGCCUGGGACUUCGGACGAUCGCCGCUUGUGCCACACAUACGGCGGCCCUGAGCCUUUGCAACAGCAGCAGCAGCAACAGCAACAUGUCAGCAUUGCGAAACCCGUUAGCGUAGACGACACACUGGCUUUUAGGGGCAACUUCUCUCCCUCAGAAGUACCAGUACUGUGGAACGACUUUCCCUCACAGCUUCGGUUCAUGCCCGCUGCGACUGAUGCAUGCCAAAGGGCCGGAUUGCCGACUGACAUGUCAUGGCCAGCAAUGGCAGGCCAUCCCUCCACGAGCAUGCCAGUAGGUUCGCGAGAUAACGCUUCAGAUGCAUCGCUUUAUACCACUGAUCAAACUUAUUUUCCGGGACUCUUUGGUUACAUGCACCUUUACAGCACCAGCUCCUCCUAG
Molecule: messenger RNA, 837 nt
Organism: Talaromyces atroroseus
Lineage: Eukaryota; Fungi; Ascomycota; Eurotiomycetes; Eurotiales; Trichocomaceae
Exons: 2
Coding region: 1-837 (278 amino acids)
Source: RefSeq, a predicted model, not a curated record